AUGGUGUAUCUGUGCAGCCCGGUGGAGACCAUGCGCUCCUACGUGACCAGCAGGCCUCCCCUGGUCCUCUUCAUGGUCAGUGUCAGUGCUCUGGCCAUCGCCUUCCUCACCAUCGGAUACUUCUUCAAGAUCAAACAGAUCAAGUCUCCAGAGCUCACCGAGGACUGGAACACGUUUCUCCUGCGGUUCAACGAGGUGGACCUGUGUGUGUCGGAGAACGAGACGCUGAAACACGGUGGCAACGAGUCGACCACGGCUGAUAGCCCGGUGGUGACCAGCUCUCUAGCCCCUCAGGCCCCUCAGGCCCCUCUGCUGCUGGACGACCAGGGGCCCAUCAACAUCUCUGUGGCCAUCACCCUCACCCUGGACCCUCAGAGGCCCUUUGGAGGAUACUCACGCAACAUCACCCACCUGUAUGCCACUGUGCUGGGCCACCAGGUGGGCCUCUCUGGCCGUGACGCCCAUGAGGAGGUAAACGUGACGUUCUCGCUGCCCGUUUCCUGGAGUUCUGACGACUGUGUCCUGCACGGUCACUGUGAGCAGGUGGUGUUCAGCAGCUGCAUGACCCUCACCGCUAACACCAACAUCUUCCCCGUCACUGUACAGCCCCCCCACUGCGUCCCGGAGACCUACACCAACGCCACGUCCUGGUACAAGGUGUUUGCCACGGUGCGGGACUCGGACACUAAGUACAGCCAGGACUACAACCCCUUCUGGUGCUACAAGGGCGCCAUCGGCAAGGUCUACCACGCCCUCAACCCCAAGCUCACGGUCAUCGUGCCGGACGAUGACCGCUCCCUCAUCAACCUGCACCUGAUGCACACGAGCUACUUCCUGUUUGUGAUGGUCAUCACCAUGUUCUGCUACGCCGUCAUCAAGGGCCGGCCUGGGAAGCUGCGCCCGAGCCCCGCCAACGACUUUAGCGGAGAGAAGGUAGAGGCAGCAGGCCCCGACACCAACCGGUGGCGCUGUCAGAGGGUUAAGAAGAGCCGGGACUACAUCAGGACGUACCUGUGA
Molecule: messenger RNA, 1017 nt
Organism: Knipowitschia caucasica
Lineage: Eukaryota; Metazoa; Chordata; Actinopteri; Gobiiformes; Gobiidae
Source: the annotation of a GenBank genome assembly